AAUUUUCUAGCUCACUAUCUUCUGCAGGUCUGUCUCGGCAUUACCAGCUCUCCUCCUCCCAGCUUCUCAAUGUCAAAAAAGUAUGGACUAGUAUGUACAUUUUAAUUCUAUGCAUUUUCUUUUCAGACUUCAUCAUCAGAAGAUGCAUGCAAAGCACCAUGGCCACGAAUCUAUGCAUAUGGAGAUGAUUCUUAUUCUCAUUACAACCUUGGUAGUGGCACAGAUCGUACUCGUUCAGUGGAAGCAAAGGCACUGCAGGUCAUACAAUGUAAGUAACCAGUCAAAAGAUUGCUGUUAUAGAGCCAUAGCAUCUCAAGACAUCAGUUCUUUCUCAAACAGCUUGUUGGUCUACAAGUGGUUUCUUCUUCUCUAUAAACUCAGUUAUGCAGUUGGAAUUGUGGGUUAUUUAGCUAUAAUGUUUACCAUGUUUGGAUUUAAUUUAGUCUUUCGAAUCAAGACUGAAGAUUCCAUGGAUUUUGGUGUGAUUUUGCUGUUUUAUGGACUCUACUAUGGAGUGAUGGGAAGAGACUUUGCAGAGAUUUGUUCUGAUUACAUGGCUUCCACUAUAGGAUUUUAUAAUGUUAGUGGGAUGCCUACAAGAAAUUUGUCCAACAUCUGUUUAGUCUGUGGACAGAAAAUCUUUGUGGACAUAAAUGAGGAAGGGAUAACUGAAAAUAUCUACCAGCUGUCAUGCAAUCAUGUAUUUCAUGAAUUUUGCAUCCGAGGUUGGUGCAUUGUUGGCAAAAAGCAGACUUGCCCAUACUGUAACGAGAAAGUUGAUUUAAAGAGAAUGUUAAGUAACCCAUAUCCUUUUCUUAAAAAGUGUGUUUUUGACUUGAAUUGUUUAAUUCUUUUGACUUUGCUAGUUUGUUAUAAUCCAGUGGAGAGAGGUGGGAGUAAAAAAUAAAAAA
Molecule: messenger RNA, 911 nt
Organism: Dermochelys coriacea (leatherback sea turtle)
Lineage: Eukaryota; Metazoa; Chordata; Testudines; Dermochelyidae
Gene: RNF175
Product: ring finger protein 175
Exons: 5
Coding region: 110-907 (265 amino acids)
Cellular component (GO): Golgi membrane; endoplasmic reticulum membrane
Molecular function (GO): ubiquitin protein ligase activity; metal ion binding
Source: RefSeq, a predicted model, not a curated record